This is a messenger RNA of Fusarium poae, 1596 nucleotides long. RefSeq lists its product as uncharacterized. NCBI's taxonomy places the organism in Eukaryota, Fungi, Ascomycota, Sordariomycetes, Hypocreales, Nectriaceae. Bases 1 to 1596 code for a protein of 531 amino acids. The transcript has 2 exons. The record is from RefSeq and is a predicted model, not a curated record.
AUGAUAAGAAAUCUCCAAACUGAACAAGUCAAGCUACAAAAUAUCUGCGAGAAGCUACUUGACGGAAUAGUUCCACCUUCGCUCAUCGACGCAAUGGUAGAAUAUCCAGGGGGUGAUUUGUGGGCGAAAAAAGAAACUCAGAAAGCCAUCCGGACCAGGCUUUGGAAGUCGUGGGAUGUUUUUGAAGGGAACUUGAGAGACAUACAGGCAGCCACCGAAGGAAUGUAUGACAAACUUGGAAACGCGAACCAGACACCGUGGUCAGACAUGACUCUCGCAGCCAAGGAGCUCAAGCGUGUAGCAUUUGCCCUAAACCGGGCAGCCUAUUCUGAGCAGCUGAGCACUAUUCGAGACGGUAUAACGAAUUUGGAAUCGCUAGCAACAAUGAGCGUCGAUCUGGAACCCACGAGACGAAUGAGAUCUCGUGUCAAGCCCCUCAAUGUCUUACGCAGUGUUAUUUCCAGCAUAUACCGAGCGGUGGAGUCAAAUCUCAAAUGUGGCCGUGAGCACCACGUAUUGAUGGAGCUAUCAGGAGGCAUUGACAGGCCUAGUUAUAGCAAGGAGGAUGCAUUCAUGGAAGAUCACCAAACUGAUCUAUUACUCGCCCAUCAUCAAUCGAAAGAUGACAAAUCUCAGUUGCUCAAGAUUGGCAGUCAUGAAUGGGAGGGACGAUUAUUGAGAGUUGUUCCAAACUUGCAAAGUACAGCUCAAAUAUCUGCUAAGCCAGCUAUACCGAGCUCACUCAGACAAAAACCGAGAAAGAGUGGAAGAUCUGUACGGUUCUCUAUGUCCAGAUUUGCAUCGUCAACUACCAUAACCGAAACAACUACAUCCUCGAUCAGCAGCGGAAUUGCAUCUUUAUCAAUGGGAACAGUAACGGCCGUUACACCACAUACUCAGCCAUGUCUUGAUAUAUGCAGUGGAGCGACACCAAGCAUCGGUCAUAUAUGCCUGGGAGCUAUCACGGACAGGUUUGCAGGACAAACACGAACAUACAACGUUUACAGCUCUGCUAUACUUUCAUCAGAAGCCCAGUGCUUGACGGUCUCACUCUACGAUGUACUCCAUAGCGAGGACAAAUACCAUCUUUUUACAUACAGACAAAGGUUACAGCUCGCAGUGUUUGUCGCAACAAGCGUGUUGCAUUUAUACAGAACCCCAUGGAUGUCGGAGUUGCCUCGAAGCAAAAGCAUUGUCUUUGUCAAAACGCGAGACGUCGUCGACUACAGCAAGGCCUUUCUCAAGGCUGAACAGACAAGCCAAGAUGAUCGGAGCCGAAACUCGAUGGUUCAAACACCCAAAUUAUUACCUAUUGGGGUUUUGCUUGUUGAGCUAAUCAAGGGUCAAAGGAUUGAGUCACUUCGAUCAGCGAAAGAAGAACUCGGCAGUGAGUCCAGUGCCCUAUCGGACUUCAUGACUGCACGACGCCUUGUCGACGAAAUAUGUCAGGCUAGUUCUACCUACGGAAGUGCAAUACGACGAUGUCUAGAUGUUGGGUUCAAAGCCCAGGCCUGUGAUGUGCAGAAUGAAGAUUUCCAGCACAACUUCUAUUCAGGUAUUGUGGCUUUGUUAGAGGAAGAUCUGAAUAACUUGUAG